AUGUCUCGUCAGCGAUUCACGGAUGACCCUUCCAUGGGGCGAAGGGCUCCGCCAUCAUCGUCCGAGGCAGCACUUGACACCACGCAACUGUUGGAGAGGUUGGCGCGCAGCAUCAUCUCCGAGCGUUGCGGUCGACGUGACUCCGACGCAGCCGCCGCCCCCUCCGAAGCACAGAUCCACGGUGCCGUCAGGCUGUGCAUCCGCAUUCUGACGAGUCACAUCGGGGAGCCGUUGAUGGUGGAGGACGAGGCUUCCGUUGCGCAAGUCAUCCGGACUAGACUCGUCAAGACGCCCAGCUCUAGCAGCAGCGGCGUGGAGGCCGCCCUUCGCUUCGACGAUCUGCACCGCCGCCUCAAGCUCCUGGCCGGCCUGAAGAAUCGCGCCCCCAUGCUGCACCUCCUGCACGCGCUCACCGACACGGGCACGGCAGCGGCGGCGGCGGCGGCGGCGAACCACCACGGCGUCGCCCCCCCGGCGAUUCCCCAGAUGCCUCCCCGGGUUUUCUCAGAGCCGGCGGCUGGACUGUCAGGUAUCGGUCAUGUCGUCGGGCAGGGGCUGCCUGCCACCGCUACAGCGUCGGUGGGGGGCGACGGUUACCACGGAGGAGGGGUUUCCAACGGGCGUGAACCUGUAGGGGAGGGGCGGCGGCAUACCGAGGCGAUGGGGGGGCGGGCGGGCAGGCAUAGGUCUGUGGUGAGCAGAGGCAUGCCGCGGCGAACGACGGAGGUGACGGAGAGGACGUUGCUGAAAGGCAUCCUCUACGCGUUUCAGGGCAUCGACAGUCAAUACAUCAAGUACUGCGAAGAGGAGUCUGGCUACGUGCUCGACCCGCGGCUAAGGUUGGGGUUGAAGCAAAGGGCGAUGGUAACGGAGAUGUUGGAGAUGGGCUGGCUAUUCACGACGGUCGUGCGAUAUAACCAGAGCGUCGAUGCCGGCUCAGCGGGCGUCGGUCCUGGUCGCAUCCAGCAGGCUUUCGUGUUCUCUUUGAAGGAAGACUUGACAGAGUACUACCGACUCAUCGCCGUACUGGGGGCACAGCUGAAUCUUGAGUCGGAGGGGGUGGGGGUCGGGGCUGGUGGGACGGAGGGCUUGACGCUGCAGCGCCUGUUCGUGUGGGUGAAGGAUCCGAUGAAGCGGCUCAAUGUCAUGGCAACCCUUGUGGCCGCGGCAGCACAGCUUAAGGGGGGAGCCUUGGCCUCGUGCCUGCACACACACGUAGACCACGGCGAUCCGUUCGUGCGAGGGCUGGUGCAGCGCACGAUGGUCCGCGCCUGCGAGUCUCUGUUCUUGAUGGUGAAGCUGUGGAUGUUCGAGGGGGAGCUGGUAGACCACCAUAAUGAGUUUUUCGUUCAAGAGAAGAAGCUCGCGACGGUUUUGAAGGAGACUUUGUGGCACGACCGCUACCACCUGGACCUGUGCCUGCUGCCCAAGUUCAUCGACCAGGAGGUUGCCGUGAAGAUCCUCACCAUCGGAAAGGCCAUCAACUUCUUGAGGCGCCUGUGCGGGGACUCGGAGUGGAUCAUGGGGCCCAUGGCGAAGGCAGCGGCCCAAGCCACAACGCUGGAGUACGGGAACACGAUAUCCCUCAGGGCUGUGGUGGAGUCUUGCUCCGCCUUGACCAACGCCAGGCUCGUGCACCUCAUGCUCGGGCCCUACCGGCUAAAGUCGCACCUUCGAGUCCUCAAGAAGUUUCUUCUCCACGGACAGGGAGAUCUCAUGCUCACCCUUAUCGAAGUGCUCGGGCCAGAGCUUGACAAGAAGGCCACGGUGAUAUACCGGCACAACGUCAUGGGGAUAGUCGAGGGCGUGAUCAAGACCAGCGCCAUCCUGCAGGACGAAGCGGAAGACGUUGCUAGAAUCGGAGUCAAGAUUUUCGGCGGUUCGGAGUCUGAUACUGGGUGGGAUGUGUUUUCACUCGAGUACGACGUGGGCGCUCCCAUCUCGACCGUGGUUACGAAAGAGGUGCUAGUCGAGUACCGAAGAGUCUUCCACCUGCUCUGGCGUAUCAAGCGGGCAGAGUGGAGCCUGGCUUCGGCCUGGCGACUUCACACAAGCGCCACACACGUCCGGCUGGAGCAAGCCCUUCCGGAGCUGAGAGGCGCGCUGCACCGGUGCAGCCUAAUUCGCGGCCAGAUGUUUUUCCUCACUACUAACCUCAGCAACUACAUGAUGUUCGAGGUGCUGGAGACUUCGUGGGGCACUCUGCAGAAGAGCCUCGACUCCGCCCUCACCCUGGACGACAUAAUCCAAGCGCACAAGGCCUACAUGAAGGGCAUCCUCGCCAGGGCUAUGCUGAACGAAGAGAGCACGGACGUGAAGAACAAGGUGGAGGAGGUCCUAGGCAUCAUCAUCGACUUCUGCCGACAUCAGGAGAGCCUGGUCAUCCGUGCUAUGGCAGAGGUUACCACCCGAAGGGCGGAACAGGCUGACAAGGACCGUCGAACUGCAAUGGGCCAGUGGGGCACAGAGGAUGAUACCGCACAGGGGGGUCGACGGUUGGGGCGGGACCCCUUCGGAAUGGGUAACAUCGAAGAUACCGCGCGCCGAUUUGAGGAGAAGCUAUCGGAGCUCAGGUGUAUGCUAGAGCAAAAAUGCGGCAAGAUGGAGAUUCUGAGGUUCCUCAUCUUCCGAUUGGACUUCAAUGAGUAA
Molecule: messenger RNA, 2649 nt
Organism: Ectocarpus siliculosus
Lineage: Eukaryota; Phaeophyceae; Ectocarpales; Ectocarpaceae
Source: the annotation of a GenBank genome assembly